AGCUUUAAGCAUCACAUAUAGAUAUAAUUGAGAAACAACACAACACACAAUCGAAGAGAAUAAGCAGCGGGGAAAAGAAAGAAAACCCGGAAUCUAGAAACAAUCACCAAAACCAAAACCCUCUUUAUUUUUUCCCAUAUACAACAAUAACCACGUUUAUUUUUCUCUAUUCUUCUUCUUCGUCUUCUUCGAGAUCUUGUUCUUCUCCAAUGCCCACUUUCUAGUCCACAACUAUCAAUCUCAGACCUUCCUUUUCCCCUUUUCAUCGAUACCUAUUCUUUUCUAGGUAUCAACACCCCUUUGAUUCUCUAAUUUCCAAUCGAUUUUACUGUUUUUUAAAAUUAGGGUUAGGUUUUUUGUUACCGAUACUCAGCUUGUUUCUGUUGCUGGAUUUUCUAGGGUUUCAUUGGAUCGUUACUUAAUACUUGCUGAAUUCGGAAUUUCGGACUGAUUAGGGUUGCGUGAAAUGGGCACAUGCUCCGAUCGAUUUAGAGGUUCGAAUUGUGGAUUUCGAAUUACGGUGAUUCACCAUUUGUACUUGGAGAUUGUUUAUUCUUAAGAUGCUCUUUAACAUUGCUUAUUUGAGCAUGGAAGAGGAUUGUUUAUAUUAAACCAAUAUUAGAUACCGUGCAAAGCCUGAGUUUUUUCAUCUCUUGGUCUUUUCAAUCUUUGUUGGGACAUCUUUCUGGUUUAGGGCCAUCACUAUAAGGAAAAUCUCAUACCACCCUGCUUAAUACAUACUCUCUACUACUGUAAAGAUUUUAAUCCUAAGCAAUCAUUUAGAUUUGUACUACUAGUUAGCUUCAUUGAGUGAUUCAAUUUUCACUAGUAUUAGUUUAGGGUAUUUGUAUAUUUGGUGAAAGGAAGUAAACCCUAGUGGUUUCCGUGAUUUGUGUUUGUAGUGAGUAAGAGGCUUAUGGAGGAAUAUUAAAGCUUGAAAUGACAUGGUGCAUGGACAGGAGAAUAGUUGCCGGUUCGAUUGCUUUCUGGAAAAGUACUACUGGAAAGUGAUUGAAGCAUUCUCAGUUUGGCAUAUCUGGAUUUUGUGCAAUGUCGCGGUGCUUUCCGUUUCCGCCACCAGGAUAUGAAGGGAAAUCUAGAACAGAUGAUGUGGAUUUACUAAGAAAGGAAAGACGCAGAGAAAAAAAACGUAAAAAAGAGGAAAAGGAAAAGGAGAAGAAAGAAAGAAAGGAAAAUGGAGAGAAAGAAGGAAGGGAUGGAAAACAUAAGGAUAAAAAGGACAAAAAAGAAAAAAAGAGAAAAAGGGAUAAAGACAAGGACAAGGACAGCGGUAAGGAUAAAAGUAAAAUCAGUGCUACAGAUGGAAAAGGAUUUCCAGCUCAAGCUCAAGGUCUUAAUGAUGAUAAUCUACAUCAAAAGGAAAUCAAACAAAAUGACAAGGCUUUGUUAUUUGAUGAUAGACUUACCAAACAGUAUGCCAGUUACAAUGGAGAGAAGGCCAGAGAGAAUAAUCAUCAGGUUGACGAGAAUAGGGAUUCUAAAUUCCGCAUGGAGUUGGACAGGAGGAUUAGGGACAGUGAUGGAGGAGCUGGGAAUUCUUUGGCUCAAAAGUUUUCAACUGCAUACUGUGGCAAGGACGAGGAGACUGUUAUGCUGGUUGCUAAGAGUAUUGGCGCUAGCAGUAGCACCUGGCCUGAUGGAAAGGAGAAGUUCCAGGACAGGGGUGUCAAUGCUAAAAAGAUUGUUGGGAGAGGAAUUCAGGCUGAGACCCGAACAAUUGGAAAUGCAACAGUUCAGAAUCAUAUUGUUGAUGGUAAUAAGAUUGACACCUGGCCUGAUGGUAAGGAGAAGUUCCAGGAUAAGGGUGUCGAUACUAAAAAGAUUGAUGGCAGAGGCAUCCGGAUUGAGGCCCGGCCAAUUGGUAAUGCAACAGUUCAGAAUCAUGUUGACGGUAAGAAGAUUGGCACCUGGCCUGAUGGUAAGGAGAAGUUCCAGGAUAAGGGUGUCGACAGUAAAAGGCUUGAUGGGAGAGGCAUCCGGAUUGAUGCCCGAUCAAUUGGGAAUGCAACAGUUCAGAAUCAUGUUGAUGGUAAAAAGAUUGGCACCUGGCCUGAUGGUAAGGAGAAGUUCCAGGAUAAGGGUGCCGAAUCCAAAAAGAAUGAUGGGAGAGGCAUCCGGUUUGAGGCCCGGCCAAUUGGGAAUACAACAGUUCCGAAUCAUGUUGAUGGUAAGAAGAUUGGGUCCUGGCCUGAUGGUAAGGAGAAGUUCCAGGAUAAGGGUGUCAAUUCUAAUAAGAUUGAUGGGAGAGGCAUCUGGACUGAGGCCCGACCAAUUGGGAAUGCAACAGUUCAGAAUCAUGCUGGAAACUGUCUUCCUAGGGUUGAUGAAAAGCCCAGACCUUUGGAGAAUAAUUUUGAUAAAAAUUUGGAAGGAACAGAACGGGCAAAGGAAAAAAAAGAUGAUAAACGAAGAGAUAAAAAGAAAGAUGAUAGAAAGGGUGAUAAAAGGAAAGAAAAAGAUAAGGAGAAGAAAGGGCACGGGAAGGACAAAGACAGGGAUAAAGAGAAAAAAAAGGAGGAGAAAGCGAAGCAGAAGAUUGAAUAUAGAAAUGGAGAGCAGAAUAAAUUAAAAGACAGCAACAAAGCCAGCCCUGUGGGCCCAAAUUCUUCCACACAAGUAUCCAAGAACUACCAUGAGAAUUCUAUCUUUGAGGAAAAUCUCAAGAAACGGAAGGAAAUUGAUUCAAAUGGAGCUCUACAUGCCAAUGACAGUAGGCCCAUUAAGUUGCCAAGACCCUCUUCUUCUCACCCUUUCUCUGAAAAUGGGAGGACAUUGGAACCUUGCCAAAUUUCCCUUCAAAGUAUUUCAGAUGGGCCAAGAGGCCCCAUUAAUGGUAAACUAGAAAACAAGGAACGGAAGAAAAAUGGCAUCAUUGAAGCUCCAACAUCUGUGGUUUUCCCAAACAAGAUUCCCACCACCGUUGUGCCAGCUGAUCCCGCCACUAAAGUAACGACAUCUGUGGUUUCCCCAAACAAGAUUCCCACUGCUACUGUGCCAGCUGCUCCCUCCACCAAAGUAUUGACAUCUGUUGUUUCCCCAAACAAGAUUCCCAUUGCUACUGUGCCAGCUGAUCCUUCCACCAAAGUAUCAACAUCUGUGGUUUCCCCGAACAAGAUCCCCGCUGCUACUGUGCCAGCUGACCCCGUGACUAAAGUAUCAACCAAACCACCCCAUCCAGAUACCAAGUACAUAAGUCAGGUAUAUUCCGUACCAAAAGCAAAUGAGUGGUCUGAUUUUGUUGACCAAGAGUGGCUGUUUGACAGCAAUCAAUCACAAGAAAAAAAACCCGUGGUGAAAUCUUCAGAGGUUGCGGAUACACUGCAGGUAUGGGCAGAAGCUGUGCAUAUAGAGACUGCAGAUGUUUUUGCUCUACCAUAUGUCAUUCCAUAUUGAUCAGCCACACGGCAUACCAAACUUGAAAAAUAUCUGCCCAAAACCUCCUGCCUAACCUAUUUGGGAGGAACAGCAGCCUAUGGGCUAGACAUUUAUUCCACACUUGCUGAUUCAUUCUUUUAUCAUUUACGUGCAAACUAGCAUCUGCCGUAAGCUCCUUGGAUGGGCACUUAUUUCUGGCCGAGACUGCCUUGAUCUUGAAUUGACUUGAAGGGAAACUUAUGCUACAAAAGUGAUUGCAUAAUUUGCAUGCUUGGUGCAUUGCUGCAGACCAAGUUGAGGGUGACAGUUCUCACUUGAUGCAUUAUAGCAAUAAUUCAUUCACAAAGUUGACUUCCUAAAGGUAACCAGAGGUUGUGGAAAAGGGAUGUACAAGCUUGUGCAACUUUUGUUUUGUUCCUUAAAAAAUUAUUUUUGCCUAGAGCUGAGCCUGGGCAGCUAGCUUUUUUCUAAUUGAGAAUGAGAAUUUGAGAGAAAUUAGAUAUGGUUUAUGCAACCCCAACACAAUUUUGAUUUGUAACAUAGAACUUUUAUUUACAAGAAUAUGUAUGAUAGAGGGGAAAAGUAUUAGUCGGACUUCUUGCUUUCUGUAAAUUUUAUUCGUUAUUUAGCUUGGGCUAUAAGAAAAGUCAAGUUUGAGUUGAAA
Molecule: messenger RNA, 4060 nt
Organism: Vicia villosa (hairy vetch)
Lineage: Eukaryota; Viridiplantae; Streptophyta; Magnoliopsida; Fabales; Fabaceae
Exons: 3
Coding region: 1051-3414 (787 amino acids)
Source: RefSeq, a predicted model, not a curated record